Gavialis gangeticus (Gharial) is the source of this 1690-nucleotide messenger RNA. It is a transcript of the gene NEIL2, whose product is annotated as nei like DNA glycosylase 2. NCBI's taxonomy places the organism in Eukaryota, Metazoa, Chordata, Crocodylia, Gavialidae. The record is from RefSeq and is a predicted model, not a curated record. Gene Ontology annotation, molecular function: DNA-(apurinic or apyrimidinic site) endonuclease activity; zinc ion binding; damaged DNA binding. Gene Ontology annotation, cellular component: nucleus. The coding region runs from base 67 to 1092 and encodes 341 amino acids. Gene Ontology annotation, biological process: base-excision repair. The transcript is spliced from 4 exons.
GCAGUCGGGUGACCUGGCUCAAGGCAUCUCAGCGGUGCCCCUGCUGCUCCCUUGACGGCGCCGGAGAUGCCGGAAGGCCCGUCCGUGAGGAAGUUCCAGUUGCUGACCUCGCCUUUCGUGGGGCAGGUGGUGGCCAAGGCAGGAGGAAGCAGCCGACAGAUUAGCCUGAAUGAGCUGCAAGGACUGGAGCUCCAGGACUCCCAGGCCCAUGGAAAGAACUUGUUCCUGGCAUUUGGCACUGCUGUGAAAGCACAGGUCCUGCCCGAAGGGCCGUCUCAGGCACCUGUGGACAAAGAGGCAGCUGUCCCGGGAGAGGCCGGCAGUGGGGCACAUGCCCAGGAGGGACAGGCGUGGGCAGCUUCUGACCCUCAGAGAAGUGUGGAGGAGCAGCAUUUGCAAAGGGAGCAGGAUCCUGAGGACCAGGAUGCGGCCGUCGGCUCUCGGAACUGGCUGCGCUUCCAUUUUGGCAUGUUCGGCAGCGUCCGGGCUAACGAGUUCUCAAGAGCUAAUAAGGCAAACAAGCGAGGGGACUGGAAGGACCCUGUGCCCAGGCUGAUCCUGCACUUUGCGAACGGGGGCUUCCUCGUCUUCUACAACUGCCGAAUACACUGGAGCUCCUCUCCGACGGCCAAACCCACCAUUGACAUCUUGUCUGCUGACUUCCAUCGGGGACAGGCUUUGGAAGCCCUUCGCCGGCCAAUGCCCGUCUGCUACACCCUUCUGGACCAGAGAUAUUUCUCGGGUCUGGGGAACAUCAUUAAAAAUGAGAUCUUGUAUUUGGCGAAGAUCCACCCAUUAUCACAAGGGUCCCUCCUGGCUCCGUCCAAUCUCGACGCCUUGCUUGAUCAUGCCGUUCAGUUCAGCACCCACUGGCUGCAUCAGAAACUGCACGGGGAACGAUUACACCCUCAGAUCUACCAGAAGGAGAAAUGUCCUCUUGGGCACAUGGUGAUGAAGGGAACUCUUGGUCCCACACGUGGGCUUCAGAGACUUACCUGGUGGUGCCCUCAGUGCCAGCCUUGUGUGCCAGCAGAAACCAAAGACUAUCCUCCUAUGCAUACCCCAAAAUCUUCCAGCCUUUAUGGGGACUGAGAACAUGCUGUCCUUUCUUGGCGUACGUUGCAUGAGGGUGAGGAUGGCUUGCAACAAGCUCCCAGUUGCACUGAGCAGAAAUCGCUUAUCUGUGAUGACAGAAAAGCAGAGAAAAUUCAGUUUGUUAAAAAGAGAUGAAAGGGUUUCUAUGUUCAUGUUGCAUUGCAGGGAUCAGUGCAGCAAGUAAGGGAGUUCUCUGCAAUAGUUGAAAAUACUUGGUACCAAUUUGUGGUUAAGGGGUUUAAUAUGUAGACAUUGAAAAUAACUUAAAUGUUAAUAUGUUAAAUUUGUCAUGACCAUAAAGCAGCAUCAGUAGCAUCAGUGUGACAGCUGUUCUCCUGAUCACCUUGUUUGUGUUGCUGUUCUCCUGCUCAUCUUAUUUAUUUUAUCCUUAUUAGAGAUAGGAAAUGAGGUCUUGUCAUCAUUAUGGAGUUAAAUGAGGUCAUCUUAAGCACCUCGUAGGAAGAACCUGUAACCAACUCCUGAGCAUUUGUAUUUGCUACGUCUCUGUGUCUAUGCACAACAAUUAAUCAGGUUUUAGUUAUGACCCUCCCUGUAAAUAACAGACUUGCAGUCGAUGUUUUGCUCUUUCUAUGUA